AUGGCGGCGGCGGCGGCGGCGGCAGUGGACCCUACUCCGGCCUCCCAGCGGGCGCUGGUGGUCAAGGACAAGCCCCAGUACAGCAAUCCCCGGCCGGGCUUCAAGGGCGGGCCCCGGAACGGGCACUGGGGCGCCGAGCUGGACCCGGGCUUCGCCACGGCGAAGUCGGCCGUCGACGGCGCCAUCGCGUCCAUCUGGGCGACGGGGACCUGGGAGGCCUUCCGCCAGGCGUGGCUCGCGCCCGUGCCCGUGCCCGACGACUGCCCGCAGCCCGGCCGCGACGUCGAGCAGUCUUUGCGCGCCGUGCCCGUCCGCGACGGCGCCGAGGUCGAGAUCCAGAUCUCUAGGAAAGUCGGCGACCCGGCCCCGCCCGGCGGCAAGGUCCUCGUGCUGAGGACGCACGGCGGCGGGUGGGCGACGGGCGGCCACGCGACCGAGAUGGUGGAGAACUUGAAGACGGUGGGCGUGGGCGGGCUCGUCAUGGUCAGCGUUGACUACCGGCUUGCGCCGGAGUACCCAUUCCCUUAUGCGGUCAAUGAUGCGUUUGAUGUGCUCAAAUGGUGCAAGGCCCACGCCUCGGAGCUGGACGUCAACCCAGAGAAGAUCAUCCUGCUGGGAGGCAGCGCUGGUGCCAACAUGUCCAUCGUCCUGAGCCUCAUGGCCCGCGAGGAGGGCGUCACGGGCAUCAUCGGCCAGGUGCUCGACUACCCGACCUCGUGCCACCCCAAGUUCUUUCCCAAGGACAAGUACGAGCUCGAGAGCUACGACCAGCACUACGACGCCUCGGUCGUCAACUCGCUCCUCAUGGAGACCUUCCUCGACGCGUACGACCCGGACCCCAAGCCCGACUGGCGACACUCGCCACUGCUCGUCGACUCGUGCAAGGGCCUGCCUCCAGCUUUCGUCCAAGUCGCCGGUGCCGACCCUCUGCGCGACGAGGGCAUCGCCUGGGCGGAGCGCCUCGAGGCCGACGGCGUCCCCGUCGAGCUGCACGUCUACAAGGGCCUGCCCCAUUUCUUCUCUGCCGUCGUCGCGACGCUGCCUCAGACCAAGCUGUUCCUCGACCGGCAGGCCGCGUGGAUCAAGAAGACCAUCGCCUCCUCGUCCUAG
Thyridium curvatum is the source of this 1110-nucleotide messenger RNA. RefSeq lists its product as uncharacterized. Gene Ontology annotation, molecular function: hydrolase activity. NCBI's taxonomy places the organism in Eukaryota, Fungi, Ascomycota, Sordariomycetes, Thyridiales, Thyridiaceae. Bases 1 to 1110 code for a protein of 369 amino acids. The transcript has 5 exons. The record is from RefSeq and is a predicted model, not a curated record.